AUGGGCGCCGAUAGCUUAAUGGUCCUGCAGGGCCGCAGUGAGCGGCCGGCGAUGGCCGCGGGAGGCGUCCGCCUCUGCCGCUGCCUCUGUGUGUGGCUCUGCCUUUGCAUCUGCGUGUGGCUGUGGGGUCUGCAGGGCAGCGCCGCGCCCCUGGGGGACCCGGAGCAGGCCGGCUUCUUCGAGGGAGACAUCAUCCUGCAGCCCUCGCAGGUGGCCAGCGUCCUCCGUGGCCGCCAGGAACGCAACCUGGUGGCAGACGACAGCCAGCUGUGGCCGAACGCGACGCUCUACUACGAGGUGUCGUCAGAGUUCACGGCAGCGCAGCGCAAGGCGCUGGAGGCGGCCAUCGCAGACCUGCAGAAGGAGACGUGCGUCCGCUUCCGCCGGCGCACCACGCAGCGCACAUACCUGCUGUUGAGGAACGCCGGCCGCGGAUGUGCGUCGCCAGUAGGCUACAUGGCAGGGGCAGGCGCGAUGUCGGUGUACCUGCGACAGCCGGGCUGCGCCCGCCGCGGCACGGUCCAGCACGAGCUGCUGCACACGCUCGGCUUCUGGCACGAGCACACGCGCGCCGACCGCGACCGCCACGUCACCGUGCACUGGGAGCGCAUCCAGCCAGGUCGAGAGUUCAACUUCAAGAAGCGACCGGCGUCGCAGACGCGCACGCUGGGGCUGCCGUACGACUACGGCAGCGUGAUGCACUACCGGGCGCGCGCCUUCUCCAGGGACGGCUCCAGCCUGACGCUGGAGCCGCGCGACCCGGCCGCCGUCGCCGUCAUGGGCCAGCGCGAGCGCUUCAGCCGCGGCGACGUCGCCAAACUGAACCGGCUGUACCGCUGCCCGCCGCCCUUCUACCUGGGCGACGACCUGCUACAGCCAGCUGCCGCCGCCCCCUCCAACUCCACAGCCAGCAACUCGUCGGUAACACAAGUGGUUCCACCCACUAGCACCGUUGCUAGCACCUCAUCACAACCAAGCGACAAGAAAGGUAGCGCACACAACAACAUCGACACUUACGGACCUCCACUACAAGCUGUUGGGAACGAAAUUUCCUCCAGCAGCUCACAUUCCCUAGAAAAAGAUGAUGAAGAGAGGCGAGAUCGCCAGUGGCGAUUCGAGGAAACUACCAAAAAGUCUUCAGUGGAGUGACAUUACGUGGCAAGAAUCGUCUGUGAUAGCGAAAUCAUUGAAGA
Molecule: messenger RNA, 1193 nt
Organism: Schistocerca piceifrons (Central American locust)
Lineage: Eukaryota; Metazoa; Arthropoda; Insecta; Orthoptera; Acrididae
Product: bone morphogenetic protein 1-like
Exons: 4
Coding region: 1-1149 (382 amino acids)
Biological process (GO): proteolysis
Molecular function (GO): metalloendopeptidase activity; zinc ion binding
Source: RefSeq, a predicted model, not a curated record